UAACCAUUAUCAAUUAAUCUUUCUGUUGCUUUUUUAGUUGUCUCUGGAGAUUUAUUGAUAUCAACGGGUACAUCAUCGUCUUUACUGUCACCUGCAGCAGUCUCUGCAUCAAAGGAAUCAACAUGGACACAACCACCGCCGCAGCCUUCGUUGUCUUCUUCACCUUCAAGAAAAAUUCACAAACUGGCAAAUGAAUAUGUCUCUAAAUUUGACAGAAUAGAGAUCACCAGAAACAAUUCCUUGAAGAAGGUUAUAGACGUUUUUGAUGACUUCGUCAUCAGUAUGGGAAACAUCAUAAAAUCUCUUAACGGCGCAUUUAGCACAGAACAGAUUGAGAUAAGCAGAGCAUCCAUCUUUAAUGUGGCAUAUGCAUUCGAGGAAUUUGUUCUUAAUUAUGGCAAACUUCACCUGGUUGGAACGAGGUCUUCACAAGAGAUCCAUAGCCACAAAUUGGUGCUGCGUAUUCAAAAAGGCCAGCGCCAAAAUGCGAGUGACUUCUAUCUUGGGAAAGAAGAAUGGCAAGCAAGCAUAAAUGUUCCAUCUGCAAAUUUUGCGAAAAACGGAUCAGUGGUUGUUGGGAUUGUGUACAAAGAUCUCCAUGAUCUCUUGGCUCCAGAUCAACCCAUCAGGAUUAAAGCAGGCAACAGAAGACAUUUGAGCUCCGGGAUAAUGGCCGUAGCAAUGGCUCCAAACCCAGACAAGCUGCGAGAAAAUGUCAUCUUAAAGUUCAGAAACCUGGAAGUAAAAGCAAGAUCAAAAUUAGUCGAUAAAGGAGAGAAGAAAUGCAUAUUUUGGAGUGGCCUCAGCGAGGGGUCAGAAGGGUUCUCAGGGAGAGGAUGCUAUGUGGUUACAUCUAAAAGCAACUCAGAAGAAACAGUUUGCAGCUGCAAUCAUUUGACUCAUUUUGCUGUCUUAGUUGACUACGAUGAUAGCCUAGGGCUUACGUUGGAGAACGAAGCUAUUCUGCAAAUUAUCACCUACGUGGCACUAAGCUUCUCCAUUACCGGGAUACUUUUGACAAUUAUUGUGGAAUCCUUCAUUACAGAUUUUGGUCAGCCUCUUUCUCAAAUAAGAUUGAGUCUUUCUGUGUCACUCGGAGCUGGUCAAAUAAUCUUUCUCGCCGGUAUAAAGGCCACAGAAAAUAGGGCUUUCUGUGUUACGGCAGCAGCUCUCUCGCAAUAUUUCCUGAUGGCCGCUUUCUGUUGGAUGAUGGUCGAGGGAGUUUAUCUUUAUCUGUUUGUUGUGAAAGUUUAUAUCAUUGGCGACAAGAUGCACACGUAUCACGUCAUCUCAUGGGGUUUUCCGAUCGUCAUGGUGGGCAUUUCAUUGAGCGUUGCGGCUGGAAAAGAUGGAAUUCAAAGUUAUACCAGUGAAAAAUAUUGUUGGCUGUCCUCGACUAACAACCUGAUCUGGAUAUUCGUCGCAUUUGUGGCGCUCGUUGAAGUUGUCAACAUUUUGAUACUCAUCCAGGUCCAUAAAAAGAUGAGCACACUAGUGCAGCCAAUGGUGGAAGACAAGCAUUUCCGGCAGAUACGAGUUAGCAUUAAAACAUGCGCAAUGAUGGUGCCACUACUGGGCGUCACGUGGUUAUUUGGUCUUUUGUUACCAUUACAAAAAGCUUUCGCCUAUAUUUUCACCAUCUUAAACUUCACUCAGGGUUUCUUGAUUUUCGCCCUUCACCGUAUGCGAAACAGACAGAUUAGAGAGCGAUUGAGGAGUAGGCUGAACACCAUUUUUCCAUAUGCAGACGAUGGAAACUUUGCAGAGAAGAGCUCACAACGUAACCUAAGUGAUGCCGGAAAUGUAUCUUCAAUUGAGCUUGGUCAGGAUCGAGAUGUCAGCAAAGUCAGGCCUUCUGUGUCCGCUUGCUAGUCAUUACAGCAAUGUUUUGAAUAAGUCGUGGUUUAGUGCUAAUAUUUGUUGAGAAUUUUUUGCAUAAAGGAGGGCAGUGAAAGGUACCCUAGCAAAUCGUGAGUAUCGCGAAGUAUUAUCCGAUCACGAAAUCUCUGCUCAAAGUCCAACUUUUUUUUUAAUAGGCGAUAUUCUCUUAUAAAAGAUAGCUAGAAUGGCUUGAAGCCAACACAGUGGGCAACAAAAACCGCCCAGGGGCCCGUGUGUGAAUGGGCUGGAAGCGACUUCAAUAAGCAACACGAAUACCCCAUCCACACCAGCAAAACAUGUUUUAGUUACACCGGGUUUAACUGAACAAAACUACGAACCAGAGAACUGAAAAUCUGAAUUUUCCAAAGGAUUCAAGUAGUAAAUAACUUGUAUUCUCAAUGUGCUAAAUUUUUGAAGCCGACGAACAUCGCUUUAAGCAGCUUCUGUGAAGAAAAGAAAUUUAAUGAA
Messenger RNA from Pocillopora verrucosa, 2349 nucleotides. Lineage: Eukaryota; Metazoa; Cnidaria; Anthozoa; Scleractinia; Pocilloporidae. The record is from RefSeq and is a predicted model, not a curated record.